GGACUUUAAAGAAUCGCUACAGGCUAGAUAAGCCCCACAGGUGAACAAACUCAUAGCAGAGCCAGAAAAGGACAAGAGGCAUUCUUGUCUUCAGCUUAUAGAACACAUCAAGGAUGGCUAAAGGUGACUCCUCUGUGCGCUGCUUCCAAGGCCUGCUGAUUUUUGGAAAUGUCAUUAUUGGAAUGUGUGGCAUUGCGCUGAUGGCAGAAUGCAUCUUCUUUGUAUCAGACCAACACAGCCUUUACCCUUUACUAGAAGCUACUGACAAUGAUGACAUCUAUGGAGCGGCCUGGAUUGGCAUCUUUGUUGGCAUCUCGCUCUUCUGCUUAUCUGUUCUUGGUAUUGUGGGCAUCAUGAAGUCAAGCCGAAAAAUACUUCUGGCGUACUUUAUUCUGAUGUUUAUAGUAUACGCCUUUGAAGUGGCAUCCAGUAUCACUGCAGCUGUGCAGCGAGAUUUUUUCACUACCAACCUCUUCCUGAGGCAGAUGCUGGAAAGAUAUCAAAACAAAAGUCAAUCCAAUAAUGAUGACAUGUGGAAGAAUAUGAAAGUUACUGAAACCUGGGACAACCUCAUGCUCCAGGAAAAGUGCUGUGGUGUCAAUGGUCCAUCAGACUGGCAAAAGUACACGUCGGCCUUCCGGGUUGUGAAUAAUGAUGCCGACUAUCCCUGGCCUCAUCAGUGCUGCAUCAUGGACAGUCUCCAGAAGCCACUCAAUCUUGAUGCUUGUAAACUUGGUGUGUCUGGUUAUUAUCACAGCAAGGGUUGUUAUGAACUGAUCUCUGGACCAAUGAACCGCCAAGCCUGGGGUGUUGCAUGGUUUGGAUUUGCCAUUCUCUGUUGGACUUUCUGUGUUCUCCUGGGCACCAUGUUCUACUGGAGUAGAAUUGAAUACUGAAAAUAAAGAGUGGCGCCAUGGUUCUUCAUUCCUGCCAAGUCUCUUCAGAGCUGGUGCACAGACUCAUUCAUUGCUCUCCAGAUACUAUUCCUUUUGUGUUCCAAAGUGAUGGAAGCGUUUUUUAUUCAUCGAACUGCCUGGUCUGAUAGUACCAAGGAAGCACACCAUUCACUUCUCUUUUCCAUGGAUCCCAUAGCUCUCACGACUAGGAUGUAUCAACAUUAUCUUCUCUUACUGUAAUGUUUCCAUAGAUAACACAGAAUGCAAGGUCCAGAAGGGACUUAGAUAGCAACUGUUCCCACCAUUAGCUCAUCUGCUCAUUGUUUGCUUUUGGAUCUUGAGACAUUUGAAAAGACCUCGGAUCCCUGAUAUGUCUGACAGCAGGCCUGGCCAGUUUCAUUUGAACAAACUAAUUGUAGCUGGUUAGUGCUUUUUAAAAGAAUCAAAUUGGGGCAGCUAGGUGGCGCAGUGGAUAGAGCACCGGCCCUGAAGUCAGGAGGACCUGAGUUCAAAUGCGGCCUCAGACACUUUAUACUUACUAGCUGUGUGACCCUGGGCAAGUCACUUAACCCCAAUUGCCUCACCAAAAAAAAAGAAUCAAAUCCACCAGAGGGUGGAGGAUAGGAGGUACCCUGUCCCAAACAGACUGAAGAGGAGUGAAGAAGGAAAGAAGAAGGUAUCGAUUACCUACUCAAUGUGCCUUCUCUCUGGUUCCUCUUUGUCUAGCAUCUGUGGAAAUACUCGAUGUUCUUUUCAUUGCUGUCUAUAGUCUUUCUCUUCCCAGGGCAAUUACUUACAUGGACUUGGCUAACCACAAAGACCCAAAUUAUGUUUACUAAGUUUAGUGGCCCCAGUUCUACUCUGGCUUUGAAGCUGUAGGGGUCAAUUCCUGCAUUCUGUAGGCUCCGAUCAGGUUUAUGCAUCUAAUAAAUCUUGGCCUUGUAUAUUUUCAAGCAACUGAACUGAAAUACCCUUAAGUAGGGAAGAAAGGAGCUCAUCUAUAUCUUGUGAUGGGCUGCCUUUUGUGAGAAUUUGAGGGAGUCAGAAUAUCUCUUUUUUGUUUCAUUUUCAUAGAUUAGAGUGAGGUUCCUGAGGGUUGUAAUUGUUUCCUCAACACUUCUAUUAAUAAAAUUGACU
This is a messenger RNA of Dromiciops gliroides (monito del monte), 2033 nucleotides long. It is a transcript of the gene UPK1B, whose product is annotated as uroplakin 1B. Lineage: Eukaryota; Metazoa; Chordata; Mammalia; Microbiotheria; Microbiotheriidae. Gene Ontology annotation, cellular component: membrane. The coding region runs from base 114 to 896 and encodes 260 amino acids. The transcript has 8 exons. The record is from RefSeq and is a predicted model, not a curated record.